Messenger RNA from Orycteropus afer afer, 444 nucleotides. It is a transcript of the gene LAMTOR4, whose product is annotated as late endosomal/lysosomal adaptor, MAPK and MTOR activator 4. NCBI's taxonomy places the organism in Eukaryota, Metazoa, Chordata, Mammalia, Tubulidentata, Orycteropodidae. Bases 1 to 444 code for a protein of 147 amino acids. Gene Ontology annotation, cellular component: Ragulator complex; lysosome. The transcript has 5 exons. Gene Ontology annotation, molecular function: guanyl-nucleotide exchange factor activity. Gene Ontology annotation, biological process: cellular response to amino acid stimulus; positive regulation of TOR signaling. The record is from RefSeq and is a predicted model, not a curated record.
AUGCGCGGGACCGCACCAGGACCUGGAGGGAAUGGCGAUGGGGGCGGGAUUGGCGACACAGGGCUGAAGGGGGAGGGUGUGCUGGGCUGGGGAGUUGUCUACGGGAAAGGGGGCGGGGCACGAGGCGAUCUAAGAGGAGAAUCUGAUACUUCUGCACUGACCCAGGGGCUGGAGCGAAUCCCAGACCAGCUUGGUUACUUGGUGCUGAGCGAAGGCGCAGUGCUGGCGUCGUCUGGGGACCUGGAAAAUGACGAGCAGGCCGCCAGUGCCAUCUCUGAGCUGGUCAGCACUGCUUGUGGUUUCCGGCUGCACCACGGCAUGAACGUACCCUUCAAGCGCCUGUCUGUGGUCUUUGGAGAACACACGCUGCUGGUGACCGUGUCAGGACAGAGGGUGUUUGUGGUGAAGAGGCAGAACAGAGGCCGGGAGCCCAUUGACAUCUGA